Nannospalax galili (Upper Galilee mountains blind mole rat) is the source of this 3189-nucleotide messenger RNA. It is a transcript of the gene Xrra1, whose product is annotated as X-ray radiation resistance associated 1. Gene Ontology annotation, molecular function: protein binding. The transcript has 19 exons. Lineage: Eukaryota; Metazoa; Chordata; Mammalia; Rodentia; Spalacidae. Bases 244 to 2634 code for a protein of 796 amino acids. Gene Ontology annotation, cellular component: nucleus. The record is from RefSeq and is a predicted model, not a curated record.
UAUACCUCGCUAGCCGCCGUGUCAGUUACUAAGAAGUGGGUGGGGAAGGCUGUGGCCGACGACACCGUGGAUCGACAACGAGAUUCCCGUGAGGCUCGCAGGGGUGCAUCCCGCCUGACUCGGACAUCGUCUCCGCGGACUGUUAGGAGGCGGAAACGACGCCGGCGGCAGGUAAAGAAACAGGUAAAGAAACAAAAACAGAAAGAAGUCAAAGAAUCAUUCCCAGGGUCAAAGAUCAAGGAGAUGAUUUCUUCAGGAAUCUACAAAAUGGACAAUGGCAAACCAUACUUGAGCAACUGCUUUCCAGCCAAAAGUCUGCUUCGGAUGCCAGAGGAAGGCCGAGGACAUUGGCUGGUGGCUCGGAAAGGUAACAUCAAGAAGGAUGUGGCUAAGGCACCCAGAGAAGGUCGGAAAAACCCAAAGAAGGUUUCUUUUGAUACUGGGCUGAAGAAAGUGUCUCGGUGGGAUAGCCAAGUGGACAUUCUUGGACACAUCCUGGACCGGGCUUUUCUGCUGAAGCACCACUGUGUGAAAAAGCCAGCAGACCUUUGCACCAUCGAUGUGAGCGGCAUGAAGCUCUCCAAGGCAAAGGAAAAGGACUUCAAACACUUUACUUCUGUGAUUUAUAUAAAUGCCUCUGAAAACCUGCUGCCUCUAGAUGCAUUCCACACAUUUCCAGCCUUAAAGGAACUGGAGCUUGCAUUCAAUAGCAUCGAGUCAGUCUAUGUGAAAUAUGGAGACUUCAAGACAUUGGAAUUCUUGGACCUCUCCUUCAACAGCCUGACUGAGGAGGCCAUCUGUGACCUAGGGAUUCUGCCACGCCUUCGUGUGCUGCUCCUCACAGGCAAUGGGCUCACCUCUCUGCCACCCAACAUGGCUGUCACAGAGCAGGAGGCAUCUGUGACGCCGCUGACAAGCAAGAAGUACAUCCUGAGGUUCCCUGCACUGGAAACCCUGAUGCUGGAUGACAACAAACUGUCCAAUCCCAACUGCUUUGCCAGCUUGGCUGGGUUCAGGAGACUGAAGAAGUUAAGCCUGGACCAAAACAAGAUUUUCCAGAUCCCAUACCUACAGCAGGUUCAGCUCCGUGAUGGAUCAGGCCACUGGGCUGGUGAUGGGGCAGGUCCCCAGAAAGAGCUGCAGCCCUGCAUGUGGAUGUUUGAGGCCCCUGAGGAGCGACCGAAUUAUACUGUACUGCCCAUGAAAAAGGAUGUCAACCGCACAGAGGUUGUGUUCUCAUCUUACCCUGGAUUUUCAACCUCAGAGACAACCAAGGUAUGUUCACUUCCUCCCAUAUUCGAGAUUCUUCCUGUGAAGUCACUGAAGGCAAGGAACCAGACGCUGGCCCCACCCUUCCCAGAGCUGAGAUACCUUAGCCUGGCCUACAACAAGAUUGCAAAGGAAGAUGCUGUUCUACCAGCAGCUCUUUUCCCCUCUCUCUGUGAGCUCAUCUUCCACAACAACCCUCUGGUGGUCCACACACGAGGGAUCCCUCCACUGCUAAAGAGCUUCCUCCAGGAGCAUCUGGGGAUCCAUUUAAUUCGAAAGAAACCAGUAAAAGCUAAGCAUCAUAUUUUGAUGCCUCGGAAGGAAUCCCGGAAGGUGAAAACUCACAUCCCCAAGGUCAGGAAGAAAUUUCUGAUGCCCCAUCACCUGAGCAUGACCACAGAUGAGCCUCCCCCAAGGGAGAUGCCAGAGCCAGAGCCAGGGGCUGAGGAGCUGACCCCUGCUGAAAGCACCUCUCAUGAGGCACUGUUGAACACGGAGGGCCCAGAAGGCCCUACCCCAUCUCACCAGACCUUCAUGCCAGUGCCUCCCAUCUGCACUGACUCCACGGUGCACAGUGAGGAGACCACAUCCUGUCCAAGUGACAUAGCUGGCAUCUUCAGCCCAGAGCACCCAUCAGAUGAAGAUAUCAAGAGCGUGGAGUCCAUCUUCCUGACCCAGGUGAAUGAGCUGCCACCCUCCACUAUCCACACGGAAGAGUUAGAGGUGAAGGAGAAGAACCAAAGGAGGCCUCUGACAGUACCCAGAGAGGCAAAGAGGACUCCAAGGAAGCAGCCAUCAGCCGCCACUGCCAGCAAGUACCAGGGCUAUGAGGAGCUGCUCACAACCAAGCCUGAUCCCACUUUUGUGGAGCCAAAGGGCAUCCAGAAGAAUACACACGCCUUGCAUCACAUGCUGAAGCAGCCUCUCCUCUACCGCUCCUCCAAGCCCAGGCUGGACACGUUCCAAAAACCCUAUGUCCCCAAGGAGAAGUGGACCCGGAGGAUUCCCGUUCCACCCCCAAGGAAGACGCGAGCGCAGCUUCUGGAUGACAUCCUUAUUAGCAUGCGGGACGCUCGGAAUGUUACUGAGGCCCCUCUGGGGGCAGUGCUGCGCAGGCGCACGGAGCAGGGCCUGGUGAACCAGAAGCAGUACCUGGAGGCCAAGCGGCUGCUCAAGGAGUUCCGUGCGCGCUACCGGCAGCUGGUGCACAGCACCCUGAGGACCGUGUUCUGGGUCGGUCCGCCGCCGCCGCCAAGGCCGCCCACCCGCCGCGCGCUGAGCGGCGGCCGGCCCAAGUUGGGCCGCUUCCUCGAGUUCAUGGACGAGUUCUGCCAGGAUCCCAACGCCAGCGACUCAAAAGAGUAGAGCUGUGCACCCGUUGGCCGCCCUCGCUGAGGGCUCUGCGUCCUUGACCUUGACCAGCACUGGACAGCAGGGACUUAAGCUCCACCCGCUCAGCGGUUAGCGUGGGGAGGUCAGCAGGACCUUCCCUCGCCAGGCCGGGCCGGGUCGGGCCGGACCUGGUGACUGGCCCAGUAGCAAUAAAGAGUGGUGCGCAGAGCAAUCCAGUGGGUACCAGGCAUUAUUUCUUGGAAGCUGGGCAAGGGCCACAGUGGUCCGUGCAUCCUUAGAGAGCUGUGAGAAACUACUGGAGUCACAGAGCUGUGCUAGGACAGAAGCGAGGGUGAGGGGCCAGGGAAGCAGCACAGAAGCCUCAGAGGCAGGGAGCAAAACCAAGGACCAGAGGUCACAGAGGUGUGGUGUUUCCUGUGAGGCUGCUAUUCUCACUUUGACGGUGGAGAAGAUGAAGUGUUCCCUUUAAGGUGGCCUGGGUCAUAGAUGGGACUGGCAGAAGGGCAGGCUUAGUUUUCCAGUCCUUCAAUCCGGGACACAAACUGAAGGCAACUGAAGGCAAGAGUG